Molecule: messenger RNA, 309 nt
Organism: Mucor velutinosus
Lineage: Eukaryota; Fungi; Mucoromycota; Mucoromycetes; Mucorales; Mucoraceae
Exons: 1
Coding region: 1-309 (102 amino acids)
Source: RefSeq, a predicted model, not a curated record
AUGUCCUCAUUGCCAUCACCUCCACCAUCGCCUUUAGAUCACAGACGCCAUCGCAGAAGCGAUAGCUUUGCGUUACUACAAGCCAUCAUCAAAGAAAGAGAAAAAGAGGAACAUAAAGAAGAGGAAAUGAUGAUAAAAUCAAGAUUGUUGCGAUUCAGUUGUCCACCAAGCACAAUGAAUCAGAAAUCACUAGACAGUAGCAGCAAUGUUCAUAACGCCAGCAAAGACAUCAUUAUACCACACAAGAGCCUUUCGCACCAUUCUGUUAGAUUUACAACAGAACCACCCAAAGUAUAUCAUUACAAUUAA